Messenger RNA from Hymenoscyphus albidus, 639 nucleotides. NCBI's taxonomy places the organism in Eukaryota, Fungi, Ascomycota, Leotiomycetes, Helotiales, Helotiaceae. The record is from the annotation of a GenBank genome assembly.
AUGAGUUCAUUAAAUCCCAACCUCUCUUCGCCCUUUAGCUUCCCAGAUGCCGACCGAACCAUUCUUGUCACCCACGAAGGACAGCUUGUUGUUGGUCAAGUGUCCUCAGCUGCCAUGAGCAGAGCUAGUCCCGUCUGGAAGAAAUUCAUUACGCCUCCAUUUAGUCGCCUUGUGCCAACCUCAAGAAGUGAGACACCCACAUCAGAAUUCUCAAGCGCAGAAAGCAUCACCUCUGUACAAGGUCACGACGACAUAAACCCAACUGAGGAGUACAACAUUCAAGAGCCUGGAUAAUCACCACUGGAAUUUCAGGAGGACGAUUCCGAGGCUUUGCUCAUUCUGCUCAAGAUCGCACACGUUCAGUUUGCCAAUAUCCCCACCAAGUUGCCCUUUGACAAGUUGUUGGCAGUUGCGGUCCUUGUUGAUCUAUAUGACUGCGUUGAACUUAUCAUGCCCUGGGUUCAGAGCUGGGUUGCCGACGAAGCCACCGAGUCCAUGAAGGAUGGACAGGAAUCAUGGCUGUUUAUUGCAUGGGUUUUUGGCCGUGAAGAGGUCUUUGUAAACUUGGCCGGGGCCUUAUCAAGAAAGUUGGACGCGAAAGCUGAGGAAAAGUUUUGGCUGGCCCGAUACCCCCUUUAA